CUGCUUAUUUAUGUAUGUGUGAUGUGGUUAGGAAACUAGCAACGGAUUAGAAAUGCAAGCAACGCCUCCCCUAAUGAACAUGUUGCCUGCCAUAAAACAGACUUACAAAUAAUUUCAGAAAGUGAACAAGAAAGGCAAGUUUUGUGCACUGGCCGUUAUUUUUUUUUGUAGCUAGUGUACUUAAUGGUCGUGGUGUCGAGAUAAAGUAGCUGAAUGUUGUCUCGCGGCAAAGCGAGGAAAGAACGACUUACCAAAAUGUCAGAUUCAGACUCUGGUCCAGAGUUUGUGGACUACGACGAUAUCAGACACGGGGCGAAAUUUACCUAUGUCAAAGACAGUCCCUUUGUAGCCUUACAACCUCCAGAUGAUAAAUAUGAGCGAUGGAAUAAAAUCCCUGUCAGUUUGAAAAAGAAAGCGGCACAGUUGAUGCAUGUAUCUGCCUUUUGGUAUCACAUUCUGCUUUGUCGAGAGAAUCACAACACCACACGCUGGGCUGUGCAAGUGGGCUUCCUAGAUUCAAAUGUCAGCAAUGACUUGAGUCUGAAGAGACUGCACAGGAUUGAAAUAUUGGAAGCUAUCCUCAGAGCGAUGGAAAAAGGAUGUUUAUUAGAAGAUCAGACAAGGCAUAUGAUCUGGAUAAGCAAUACGUUUAACUUGCAUGUGCUGGAGGUCCUGGAUGAUACGAUAUGCUGGCUGGAGCAGACAGGAGAGCCCCGCAUCAAGCAGCAGGUUCAGGAGCUGGGCCCCAGAGGGAACUGCUUUGCUGCUCUUCAACUCAUCUUCGCUGAGUAAAAGUGAAGAGAUGAAGGCUAAAGGAAAUUAUCAGUUUCAGAAAAAGAAGUAUGAUGCAGCAGUCAAGUAUUACUCAAAAGCCAUCAAAUCACCCUGAAAACCACAUUAUCUAUGGGAACAGAGCGCUUUGCUAUAUUCGUAGUGAAAAAUAUCUAAAAGCUGUUGGUGAUGGAAAACGAGCCACUUUGAUACAACCAGAGUGGGCAAAGGGUCACUACCGGUACUGUGAGGCGAUGUUUCUCCUUGGGGAACACAAGCAGGCAAUGGCGGCCAAUGAGUGGGCCCAGACUCUGUGCAAGGCUGACCCAGAAGGCAUGAAGGACCUGCUGCACCAACAUGCCAAGUUCAACAUAGAGAUGGAGGAGAGCAAAUGCCUCAGGGAAGAGGAGAGCAAAGUUGGCAGUCCGAAUAAAACUGCAGCUAAGAAAGUUUCAAGUAAAAGAACGGAGAGUACCACCAGAGCAGACACUACAGAGUCACGAAAACAGACCGCUAAAUCCGCCAGUAAAGUUGAGCCUUCCACUAAAAGCACCGCUCCUGAGAACAAGUGCUCGGGAGUCAAGGUGGAAAGUCUGACACAGCCAGUGAAAGCUGAAGGGGGAGCACAUUCACUGGAUAAUGCAGAGGGGCCGAAAGAGACGAAAAGUCAAAUGGCUGAUAAAAAGAGCAGCAAAUCAGAGCACAUCGCUUCAGACAAACUGAAAGAGAAGAGCAGAAACCAGUAUUCAAAGACAAUAUUAGGCAGCUCCAGAGACCCCAGUGUGCGAGACACGCUGGUGUCAGCUGUGCAGGAUGCCCACACGGCCCUGGCAGACCAGCGAUACCGCAACGCAGAGCAGGCCUUCUCCCAGGCCCUUGUCAUCCUGGAGACCAGCACACCAAAGGAACUUGGUCUCUGUGCUCUUGACCAAGUUGUGCUGAUUUAUGGCCAUGCUUCAGCUCUGUUAGAGAUGGGUCAACCUGAGGAACUUGCUGAAGCUCAAAGGGACUUUGAAAAGAUCAUAACCUUUGAAGAGCGGAAGUUUCAGUGUCUAGUGUUUUACGGCAUUGGAAAAGUGUAUCAGAAGGAGAACAGAUUUCCAGUUGCUCUGCAACAGUUUUCUGAUUCUAUGCAAAUGGUUAAGAAAAAGAUAACACCUGGCAAACUGACCUGGCCCACCACAAAAGUUAUUGUUGAGGAGACUAAGCUGAACUAUUUCAAGGAGCUGCUAGAAGAAUCCAUAGAGAUAUGCAAAUUUCCACCUAAACCAGAUGCAAUUUGUCGGCAUCAGAAUUGCCUUGGCCAUUCCAAAAUGGAAAUAUACUUCACAGAUCCAGAUUUUAAGGGUUUCAUUCGUGUGGUUUGCUGCCAAAGCUGCAAAGUGGAGUACCAUAUCAGCUGUUGGAAGAAGUUGAAAGCAACAGCAUUCUCUGAUAAGAAUGAAAAGGAUUUCCUGCAGGAAAUAUGCUUUACUCCAGAAUGUGGGGGUAGAAUCUGCCAUAUUAAAAUCUAUGGUUCAACAGGGCUUGUCAAAUGUGAGUUUGUGUCUUUAGCAUCUAUUGAAAAACCUACAGGUACAGCAAAAGUGAGAGUAAAUCAGAAAUGUUCAAGUCUCAAAAAGUUGAAGUCCAAAGAGGAUCGUAAGCUCAGGCGGAAACAACAUAGGCAAGAUGCUUCUCUGACUAUGCAAGACAAGAAUGAUCAGAUGCCUUUGGAGAAUCGGGAGACCAUUAUCAUAGAACAGAAGGCUUUAUUUCCCACCUGGCUGUCUUACGGGGACCGUGUUCUGCUUCAGAUCAGCGAGAGCAAGGAUCUGUUCAGAGACCAGAGCCACAGCGUCUCUGUGUUGAUGAAGAACCUUAAGCCAUGGAUGGAUAUGGACCGGAUCAAACGAAGUGAGCUGGGCAUGUCGUAUGCUGGGAGGCAGCCGGAGACGCUGGGGGAUGUGGUGGAGCUCCUCCUGGAAAGGAAGAACCGGGUAUGGGCCCGCAUCUUUAUCCACAGCCUGAGCGGCUGCCUGGACACCAGUCCCAUGCUGCAUGACUGGGCCCACAAACUGGACAGCUCAGGUCUGAAUGCAGCUGGACUGUUUAUUGACCGCUAUGCAGACCACCUGGAGCAGCUGGACCUAGCUCCUUUGCUACAGUUUGCCCCCCUGCAGGACAUGCUCAUAGAGAAGUUUGGCACCAUGCCUGAGUUUUUUAGCCGUCUUGGCCUGACUGUAACGGAGUACCUAAAGCAGGCCCCUCCCCAGGAGAUGAGGCUGUUUAUCUGGACGUUGGAGGAGCACAGAGACCAGUACGCCUCCUGCCACGCUGCGCUGGAUGACUAUUUUGAAAUAAUGGAUGGGCUUUGUGUAGUGAUUAAAAAGACAGAGAAUGAAAAUACAAUUAAUUCCCUUUUUAAGACUAAGAACAGAAAUCGCAAAAAAAAGCAGAAGGAGCCAAAGGAGUCGUUUGUCUUGUCGGGAAUGAGAGGUGGUACCUCAAGAGAGGAUGACGAUUUUUUCGAGGAGGACUCUUUAAUGUUCCUUGACCCCAGUGAUCCAUUCAGCGUUCCCAAUCAUCUUCGUGAUCAGGUGACAGAGUUUGAGGGACAGUACAACAAUGGCAGCCGCAGUAGCCACUACAAGAGAAUAUUGGACAAUAACCCCGACGCGACUGAGAGUUUGUAUGACUACUUUGCCCAGAUCCUGGAGGAGUACGGUCCCCUGAAGGCCCAGGACCCCCAGCUGGUGGGCGAGCUGGACAACUUCCCUCCCGACGCCCAGCAGAAGAUCCAGGAGGCAGGCGGCCUGAAGCCUUUCCUCCUCGAAUCGCUGCGCUUCGUCAUGACUGACAACCUCCUGGGCCUUAUGAAACACGCUGUGUCACUGCAGGAUGCCAACACUCACAGAAUGGAUGAUCUGUACUUCAUAGGGGAUAUCCCCAACAGACUCUCCCUAAACCCUUCUGCUAUGGCGUUUCUUCCAAACCCUCAAGAUUCUGGAACUAGGGAUUAUGAUGAGCCUAUUGCUAUUAUCCCUGUGCAGCCUAACACAGUUCAAUUCUGUGGCUAUCUUCAAGCCAUUGGAACUCCAUUGGACAAGUCGUAUGAUAACCAUUAUCUGGAUAACCUUGAGGAUCUUGACCUUUAUAUUAGAGAUGUAGAGGAAAAGGGAGUUGAGGCACCUGGAAAGACUGCAGCAGAAGUACAGGGAGACAUGGCAAAGAAAGAGAAGAGUAAUGCAGAGUUUGAGCAGCAGAUCCAACAAAUAAAGCAGGACUACGACACUGUGAAGCAAAGACGCCUAAAGGAGAUCUCUGCACUGGAAGGAGAGCUAGAGAAAAUCAACCACUUAAUACAGAUCAGCCAUAAAGAGCUGGACCUGUUCCAGCAGAAGCUGGAGGAGGAGGUCAAGAAAGACCAACGGGAGAAGAAAGAGAACCAGGAGACAGUGAAUACCUUAAAGACGAAGAUAAAGGAGCUGGCAGAGUCACAGGAGAGCAUUUCUAAGAGCAUCCGUGAGAAGAACAAGGACUAUGAGACUCACCUGAAUAAUGUCCUGGAACUGAGUAACCAAUCAGCUGUUGAGAAGAUGAGCCUUGAGGAUGAGAUUAAGAGGUGCAGAGACCUGUGUGCCAAGGCAACCAGGAGGUCUGAGGGAGCAGAGCUGUCUAUAUUAGAGAACCGGCGUGGCACUGGCCUGCGCUGCCUCUACAGGUCUCUGUCGGAAGCCAGGGCCAUCCUUGCCAAACUCAAGGAAGUGGCACCCAGAUUACCUACCCAAAUUCUGCAGUCAGCCACAGAUGCCUGGGGAGCAUGUGUUCAAGAAGCGGAGGAGAAAGUCUGUGCAACUGAGCUGCAGUACCAGGAUCAUAAGAAGCAGGUGAAGAGGGGGGCCAGGCUGUGCACUCUGCCCCCAGUAACUGUACCCAGCCCCCCCCGGCCCCCACCUGUACCGAUGCUGUUCCCACCCCAGGCUCACCAGCAGCUCCCUCGCCACCUGCUGCACAUGAGAGGCCACCCGGGGAUGCCCAGUGCCCCUCCAGCCUCAGCCAUGGCUCAGAGUGUUGUACUGUCCCCCGGCAGUGCUAAUGAUCCUAGCGGCCAUUUCACAAGGCCUCCCCAGCAGAACCAGGCUCCCGGGCCACAGGCCCCACAGCCCAACAAUGUGUGCGAGAGAAUCAUGGACCGCCUCAGCGUCAUGUUCCCUCACUAUAGCAGGCUCGUGCUGUACAAGUUCACUGGGGAGAUGCGCACAGCCAACGGAGGCUGCCUGACCUCCCUGUCCUAUGAGGAGGUUAUCAACCGAGUGGCCCAGCACAUCCUGGACCACCAGGACAACACCAGGGAGCAGCUGAGCAGUGCGGGUGAAGGUGACCCCGGGGCCCAGCCGUAUGGGACCCCUUCACAUUCCGACUCUCCAGCCUCAGUCUGCUCUACUGGAACCCCUCCCCCUGCCCACGUCUGGAAGAGAGUGGGUGCCCACAGACACUCCCAGUCCAAGGCGCUGAAUAUGGAGGAUCCCUGUAUCAUCUGCCAUGAAGACAUGUCCCAGGAGGACCUGUGUGUGUUGGAGUGCAGACACAGCUUCCACAGAGAGUGUAUUAAGUCAUGGCUGAAGGAGCAGAGCACCUGUCCCACCUGCAGAGAGCACGCUCUCCUGCCCGAGGACUUCCCUCUGCUGCUUGGCAGAAUCCGCAGGGGUCACACGUCUGCCUUCUCCUAAACACUCCCAGCUACCUACCCUGAACCCCUAUCUCUCCCAAUACUUGAACUCCCAACACAUUGAUUACCAGUAUAUGCUCAAUUCCAUACUAAACACUUCUGACAAAUAUUUAAUGUGAAGUUUUUUGACAAGUGUGAUUUAACCAAUUAUCCAUCUCCCUAAUGUGAUUUAUACAAGGAAUAAAAAUAUAAAUGCAACAUG
Molecule: messenger RNA, 5684 nt
Organism: Salvelinus namaycush (lake trout)
Lineage: Eukaryota; Metazoa; Chordata; Actinopteri; Salmoniformes; Salmonidae
Product: E3 ubiquitin-protein ligase TTC3-like
Exons: 44
Coding region: 843-5483 (1546 amino acids)
Molecular function (GO): protein binding
Source: RefSeq, a predicted model, not a curated record